AGCCACGCCCUCUUUUGUUCCGCACACACACACACACACACACAGGUCACAGACGCACACACACUGCCUGUGUGCUCCGAUCAACUUGUUUGCUGGUCACCUUGUUGUCUUACCUCCUCGUCCCCUAGGGUCCUUGCCUCCUAGUCUCGUCGUCUGCUGCUCUCCGCUCCACGAUGAAUCCAGAGUAUGACUACCUGUUCAAGCUUCUGUUGAUCGGUGAUUCUGGAGUUGGCAAGUCAUGUCUGCUGCUUCGCUUUGCGGACAACACCUACACGGAGACGUACAUCUCCACCAUCGGAGUGGACUUCAAGAUCCGGACGAUCGACAUGGACGGCAAGACGGUGAAACUCCAGAUCUGGGACACGGCAGGGCAGGAGAGGUUUCGAACCAUCACCUCCAGCUACUACAGAGGAGCACACGGCAUCAUCAUUGUCUAUGAUGUCACCGAGCAGGAGUCCUACAAUAACAUCACCCAGUGGCUGCAGGAGAUCGAACGAUACGCCUGCCAGAACGUCUCCAGGCUGUUGCUAGGCAACAAGUGCGACCUGGUCGCUAAGAAAGUGGUCGCCUCCUCCACCGCCCAGGAGUUGGCCUCCUCUCUCCACAUCCCCUUUAUUGAGACCAGUGCUCGGAGCUCCGAUAACGUGGAGCGAGCCUUCCUCACCAUGGCGUCGGAGAUCCACCGCCGGCUGGCCAGCGACGGCGGGAUGCAGGCCGAAGCCGCCAGAGCCCGCGGGGCCCAGAUCAACAGCGCCCCCCUGUGGCCUGCCGGCGAACCGCAGCCCCGACCGGAGGAUACUGGUAGCUGCUGCUAGGGGCUGUCUUUUGAGCCAAGGAACCCGGGUUUCCGAGUCCUACCCCCGGGCAGGCCUGCUUUGAGCUGGUACCUUUUGCUCGUAGCACGCAACUUUUGUGUGGUGGAAAUAUAAUAUUAGUUUCGAUUAAAACUGUUGCCAGUUAUG
This is a messenger RNA of Gadus chalcogrammus (walleye pollock), 962 nucleotides long. RefSeq names its product ras-related protein Rab-1B-like. The transcript has 6 exons. Lineage: Eukaryota; Metazoa; Chordata; Actinopteri; Gadiformes; Gadidae. Gene Ontology annotation, biological process: protein secretion; regulation of exocytosis. Gene Ontology annotation, molecular function: GTP binding; GTPase activity. The coding region runs from base 174 to 815 and encodes 213 amino acids. The record is from RefSeq and is a predicted model, not a curated record.